AUGGCGAUGGCUAUCAUCAUUCGAUUGGUACUGCUCAUACUUCUUGAAAAUGUUUGUGCACAGACGGAAUCGUCGAGUUCUAGCACAUCAACGGCUACUACAGUCACUUCAACUAUUUCUCCAAUUAGUACCACGAUUACUACGCUAUCUUCACCCGCUUCUUCUACUUCUGCGAUCACUUCGUCCAGCUCUCUGUCUCCAACGACAUCUAUCGCAGCUAGUUCCACAUCUACCUCUAGAGCGCCUACGACUACUCCUCCAUUCACGACCAAAGCUUGGCCCAGGCCGAAUUGCGGGAAUCCGAGACUCACCAACACACAGAGAGGUAUAUUUCUGGACAUGCACAAUAAUUUUAGAUCGAGUCUCGCAAAAGGAGUUACGGAAGCCAGCGCUGGUUGGGGCAUAGCACCUCCUGCAGCUAUAAUGUAUAGGAUGAAGUACGACUGUGAUGCUGAGUCCUAUGCGCAGCAGAUUGUAAGCACAUGUAAAAAGACACCAACACCAGCUUAUGCUCUUGGAGGACAUAAACAAAACUUACACGUGCUGAACACGGUUCAGACAACGCCGGAAGGAGCUAUACAGAACACUAUGGUCACGUGGUGGAGCGAACUGGCCAAAUAUGGCUUCAGAUCUAACAUGCUUUUCUUCCCGAGCGAACACAAUCGUGGAUCUCGAAGUGUGCUAAAUUGGUCGAAGAUGGCUUGGUGGAACAAUCGGCGCGUUGGAUGUGCAGUACAACAUUGUGGAACAUACUACUUAUCAUGCAUGUACAGCCCCGGAGGCAAUUACGACCAUGCUCACGUUUACCUUAUCGGAGCUGUGUGUUCGGAUUGUCCAUCACUAAGCUGUGAUAGCCAGAAACUCUGCCGUUAA
Cylicocyclus nassatus is the source of this 873-nucleotide messenger RNA. The record is from the annotation of a GenBank genome assembly. NCBI's taxonomy places the organism in Eukaryota, Metazoa, Nematoda, Chromadorea, Rhabditida, Strongylidae.